Molecule: messenger RNA, 1792 nt
Organism: Rattus norvegicus (Norway rat)
Lineage: Eukaryota; Metazoa; Chordata; Mammalia; Rodentia; Muridae
Source: RefSeq, a predicted model, not a curated record
AGGUUUGCGGUACGUAUGAAAGCUUUGGGGUGCUGCGGGGACCAUAGAGGGCGUUUGUGGGCGACGGGAGGAGGGACGUGAGGUCGGCGCGGGCUUUGGCGCUGACUAGAUAUUGAGGCUCGCAAAGGGCACGGGUUGGGACAUUGCUCCAUAACAAGUUGUUUACUUUUAAUUUAAAUUUUAAAAAAUUGUGUCUUUGAGACAUGCUCUCGCCAUGUAUCCUAAGCUGACCUCGAACUCGUGUAGCUCCUGCCUCCGUCUCCUCAUGGGUCAGGCGGAGAAAGUGCGCCUUGUCACUGGCACUGUUAGGUGACAGCCACUUGUACCAUUCUGUCCAAAACGACCACACCGCCUCGUCCCUCCCUUCCCAAGUCCCCCCUUUGGUUUGUGGAGCCGGUGUUUGAAAACCCUAGACUAAAUGUGUUCAGAAUCAUCCGUUUGUCCGAUUUUGGAAAAGUCUAGGAUUCCUGUGUUAUGUUGCACUUCUACUGAUAACCCCAAAUAACACCUCUAACCCAGACCAACUUUUCAAAGGGCAGACUGGAGAAGUGGAAAUAAGCAACCUAGAUCAUGACAGAACCUUUGUUCUGUCUAUCAUUUACCUACCUACCUACCCACCUACCUACCCACCCUGGUUGUCCUGCAAUUCACUCUGUAAAUUAGGCUGGCCUCGAACUCAGAUCUGCCUGCCUCUUCCUCCCGUGUGAUGGGAUUAAAGGUGUACACCACCAUUGCCCAGCAACCAUGGUUUUAUUAUUUGUCCAGUAUUUUAGGAAAAAAAACAAAACAACUCGAGUAGAAGUGCCUUAAGAAGAGAUACUGCUUUUGUAGUACCAUCCACUUCUCAUCGCCUUCACCUGGCUCCUUCCAACAUGCAGGGCAGCACGAGAAGAGCGGGAGCCAUGACAGAUGUGCAUCGGCGCUUCCUCCAGCUGCUGAUGACUCAUGGCGUGCUGGAGGAGUGGGAGGUUAGGCGCCUGCAGAACCACUGCUACAAAGUCCACGACCGAAAUGCUACUGUAGAUAAGCUGGAGGACUUCAUCAACAAUAUCAACAGUGUCCUGGAGUCUCUGUAUAUUGAGAUAAAGAAAGGCAUCACAGAGGAUGACGGGAGACCCAUUUAUGCACUGGUGAAUCUUGCUACAACUUCAGUUUCCAAAAUGGCCACGGAUUUUGCAGAAAACGAGUUGGAUCUGUUUAGAAAGGCUUUGGAACUGAUCGUUGACUCAGAAACUGGCUUUGCUUCUUCGACAAACAUUUUGAACCUAGUUGACCAACUCAAAGGUAAAAAGAUGAGGAAGAAGGAAGCGGAGCAGGUGCUGCAGAAGUUUGUGCAGAGCAAGUGGCUGAUUGAGAAGGAGGGGGAGUUCACCUUGCAUGGCCGGGCUAUCUUGGAGAUGGAGCAGUUUAUCCGAGAGAGCUACCCAGAUGCCGUGAAGAUGUGUAACAUCUGCCACAGCCUCCUUAUCCAGGGUCAAAGCUGCGAGACGUGUGGAAUUAGGAUGCACUUGCCUUGUGUGGCCAAGUACUUCCAGUCUACCGCCGAGCCACGCUGCCCCCACUGUAAUGACUACUGGCCCCACGACAUACCAGAAGUCUUCGACCCUGAGAAGGAGAGGGAGGCUGGCAUCUCCAAGUCGAGCAGAAAGUCCUUGCGGACCCGGCAGCACUAGCUUUGUCCUACAUCCUUCUGGCUUUUGGUGGGCUGACCCUCACAGCCCAUUUAGAACUGCUGGACUUCCCUUGUUGGUAUCUGCUCUUAACAUGUUUUUAGUAAAUGUUUCCCAAUGCC